This is a messenger RNA of Medioppia subpectinata, 487 nucleotides long. NCBI's taxonomy places the organism in Eukaryota, Metazoa, Arthropoda, Arachnida, Sarcoptiformes, Oppiidae. The record is from the annotation of a GenBank genome assembly.
CCAAUAGUAAGUGAGUAAUGAAUGUAUAAAAUAGUUGACGAAUGCAUUGAAAGUGUGUUUAAAAUAACGUUUUGUUUACAAUUGAAUGCAAAUAAAGGAUUGAAUGAAUGGUUUGAUUGCAUUUAAAGUGUCAUUCAAUUGAGGGAUACAUCGCUUCCAAGACAUGAAGACCAGACAUAAGACACAAAUAAUGCCCAAAAAGUGCAAAUCGAUGCGAAAACGGCGACAACUCUUACAAAAUGAGAUCAAAGACAUGGUUUACAACUCGUUGAAGACGAACGACAAUAACCGGGAAUUAGUGGAAAGAAAUGCCACUCUUUUGGCAGAAAUCGAGACUUUGAAGAGAGAGAACUUAACUAACUUUCAGUCGCUUUUGUUUGCGAAUAACAGUCAACACAAACACUACACUAAUACGGUUAGAAGCGAUUUGAUGUCAGUGUUGGACACAUUGAGAAACGAUCGCAAAAAUAUGAUUGAUUUGUUUCAA